UGGAACGACUCUACUCAUUUGUGUGUGUAUAUAUGUGUGUGUUUAUGAUUGUUGUCUACUUAUAACGGGGAAACAAAAGCAAUCCUAUGAUUUCUAUCCACUUUCAUUAAAGGUAAACACUUAUCCACAUCAGAUCUUUAUGGCUGUCCAAGUAGAACCGAAACUUCCUAUCAUUCAGUUCACAGAUGAAAAUUUGAUGGCUGGAACAAGCUCAUGGAUAUCAACGUCCCGAGAAAUCCGACGUGCCCUGGAAGAGUACGGCUGCUUUGCGGCGGGGUACAAGAAAGUCUCGCCGGAGCUCCGGGAAGUCAUGUUUGAUCACUGCAAGGAGUUGUUCCAACUUCCUUUGGAAACUAAACUCCAAAAUACUUCCAAUGUUUUUGGGUUUGGCUAUGGUGGUAAUUUCCCUAACAUGCCUCUUGCUGAAUAUUUUGGCAUUGAAAAUGGUACAACUCUUGAUUCAACCAAGAAUUUUGCUAAGCAGAUGUGGCCAAACGGUAACGUCGAUAAAUUUUGUGAAGAAACCCUUUCAUAUUCUAAAUUAAUAGCUGAACUUGACGAUGUGGUGAUUCGAAUGAUGUUGGAAAGCUAUGGCUUAGAGAAAUAUUACGACCCUCUAAAACAUUCGUGUAUGUAUUUGAUGAGAUUCAUUAAAUAUCGUAGCCCAAAAAUGAAUGAAAUAAACAUAGGUCAUUUGCCUCAUAGAGAUAAGUCAUUUAUGGGGAUUAUUGACACUAAUCAAGUGGGAGGUUUGGAGAUGCAAACAAGAGAUGGCAAGUGGAUGACUUUUCAUCCUUCCUCUUAUAAGGCUGUCGUCUUCAUAGCUGGUGAGCCGUUCACGGCAUGGAGCAAUGGUAGGGUGUAUGCUCCGAUACAUCGAGUGAUUAUGAAAGGAGCUGAAGAUAAAUAUUCACUGGCAUUAUUCUCCUUUAUGAAAGGGACUGUGAAAGUACCAGAGGAGCUGAUUGAUGAAGAGAAUCCACAACAUUUCAAGUCAUUUGAUCACUUUCAAUUUUUGAAAUAUUGUGCAACAGAUGGCUUGAAAGAGAAAAAUCAUAUCAAAGCCUAUUGUGGUAUUUGAGCCUUUGCAUAUGCUUGAAUAUUUAUGAUACAGCACUUCAUUUUAAGUUGUUGUUCUUGUAAUUUCGUGGUGUUUUCUACCUUCUACUUUCAGCUUCGUUAAACUAUGUAAAAACGUGGGCAUAUAGUACUAGAUAUGUCUGUAUACGUAAAUAAAAUAAAAUUGAGUGUUUAGCUCUUUC
Lycium ferocissimum is the source of this 1262-nucleotide messenger RNA. Its product is annotated as 2-oxoglutarate-dependent dioxygenase AOP3-like. The record is from RefSeq and is a predicted model, not a curated record. The transcript has 3 exons. The coding region runs from base 140 to 1081 and encodes 313 amino acids. Gene Ontology annotation, molecular function: dioxygenase activity. NCBI's taxonomy places the organism in Eukaryota, Viridiplantae, Streptophyta, Magnoliopsida, Solanales, Solanaceae.